Armigeres subalbatus is the source of this 1498-nucleotide messenger RNA. RefSeq lists its product as uncharacterized. NCBI's taxonomy places the organism in Eukaryota, Metazoa, Arthropoda, Insecta, Diptera, Culicidae. Bases 542 to 1033 code for a protein of 163 amino acids. The transcript is spliced from 3 exons. The record is from RefSeq and is a predicted model, not a curated record.
UUUGUUUUUCGCUUGUCAAACCAAACCCGGAUCAUAAACGAGGAUCCCAUCCGAGGAUUUCGUACCGUAAAGGGUGGUCUUGCCGCAGGAAGAAAAUUACUUUGGUUAAUGUACAUCUUUGGCUAUGCAGGUGGCCGGUCAAAUUGCGGACAACAUCGUAGCGGGAACAUUCAACAAGGGACAGAGGAGCACACCAACUAUUCCACAAUCCGUCAGUGAGGUAAUGUAAGUGGCCCCAGAAACAUCACCGGAACCGACGUGUUAGAUGCAGGGGAAAUUGAAAUAAACCAUCAAUCAGUGAUAGUCAACCAGGAGGGCAAGGAGCAACCCGUUGAAAAGACGUGAUUGUGGCAGACAAUGAUAGUAAGUGAGACAUAGGGAAAGAAACAAUUCCGACCCAAGUUGAAAUGCCAGCAAAACAGCUCAGCUUUGGAACCCUUUCCCUAAUCCAAAUAUCCAAGUCCAGCGUCGCUCAAAAUGCGGAGACCUUCUACCGUCGCCGACAACUAAACCUUAUCAAGGCGGUAACAAGCUUAAGAAAAUGUUGAUUCAUGUGAAGCGUCAACGAGAAAAGACUCCUCCUCAUACUGAACAUCUUCCCUGGCGCACAGCAGUGACACGCGAUUCCACCUCCUGUGCUUCUCAAAGGCAUACCACCACCGACACCAUCCAUGACCGUAUUACCGAGUCGAUUAUAGCGUCCUUUUGCUAUAAAUUUGAAGUAACCGCAACAAUUGUAGCUUACGCAGAAGCCUCCGGACAAGGAUUCAGGAUUGAACGAAGCAUUCUUCCGGAUGUUUCGGUAUUCAGUCGUCUGCUGGGCAUGCGUCGUUCGAACCGCUUCUCAACGCAGAACGGAACCCAUCUCUGUUAUGGCGAAGAAAGAAGGACAAGCACUUUCUGCUCUCGGCAUGGCACUCAAACUGUAAACUGGCGGUUUCCAGUGGAUCUGAAGAGCCCUAGUUAUCGUCUGAUUAGACCACCGACUUCCGUGUCACUUAUGUCGUUGAGUUGUUCCUACAGUGUAACUUGAUAGGAACUGGCCUGCGUGUUUCGAGUAAAAAGCUGCUUAGCUUUUGCAAUGCCAUUUCACAGCCCCCGGCUAUUACGGUUAAUUGGUGCGGAUAUAUCAAUGAGGACAGCGAAUCAUACGGGCUACUCCCAAUAACAACCACUGCUUAUAGCCUAUUCCUAUUACGUCUUUUAAAACUCAUAAUAAAUAUCGAGUUAAAUAUUAGAAAGAAAAUUAAAUGUAUGGGGAUGGGAACUGGCAUCAAGUUACUCUUCAUCAUCUUAUUUAUUAUAUUAAAUGGCGUAAUCUGAAUAGGCUAUUAGGCUUCCAGUACGAAUAAUGUCAGUUGUUCUGAAUAACACAAUACCGCUUAAGCUGUAUGGAAACAACCUGAUCUAUUGGUAUAAAAUCCAUAAAAUUAUUCAAAUUCUGUAGAAUAUAGAAAACAAAAAUAAAACCUAAUAAAUAUUGUAUGUGUAACAUCAA